This is a messenger RNA of Salarias fasciatus (jewelled blenny), 3915 nucleotides long. RefSeq names its product collagen, type XXI, alpha 1 (gene col21a1). Gene Ontology annotation, molecular function: extracellular matrix structural constituent conferring tensile strength. Bases 241 to 3123 code for a protein of 960 amino acids. Lineage: Eukaryota; Metazoa; Chordata; Actinopteri; Blenniiformes; Blenniidae. The record is from RefSeq and is a predicted model, not a curated record. Gene Ontology annotation, biological process: extracellular matrix organization. The transcript has 29 exons.
AGGACAGAAACAGAGGAGACAGAAGGAGCUGCUAGAAAGGGCAGGCUUUCAUUCAGCUGAGUAACAUGUGCACUUCUGCCUACAUUCACUUUGUGUAAACCCAGGGCUGUGAACAGUUUGAUGACUGGCUCUCAAUGAGAGGAUUAAUGGGAAUUCACACAAGGGCUUGGACGCUUACCGUACAAAGCAUGUUUUCCCUUCCCCUGUAGGUGCACAAUUGGAAUUUGGUACUGCUGCAUAAUGGGUUAUAAAGCCACAUCCGCGCAUUGUGCCUUAAGAUGCCUGUGCUUCAUGCUUCUCCAUUUGUUUUGUGCAGCUCAAGAUGAAGAUUUAAGAAGUUGUAGGACUGCACCGUGUGAUUUGGUCUUUAUAGUCGACGGUUCUUGGAGUGUGGAAGAUGUCAAUUUUGAAAUUGUGAAGCGGUGGCUCGUCAAUAUAACCACAAGCUUCAACAUUGGACAGAAAUUUACCCAAGUUGGAGUUGUCCAGUACAGCGAUGACCCUGUUUUAGAGAUCCCUCUGGGGAAAUACUCGUCCAACAGAGACCUCAUCAAGGCGAUGGAGUCCAUUCAGUACAUGGGAGGAAACACGAGGACAGGGACGGCCAUUAACUUCGCCACAAACAAACUCUUUGGUCUGUCCGAGCGCGGCCCUUCGGGCGUUUCCAGGAUAGCCGUCGUCCUCACAGACGGGAAAUCCCAAGAUGAAGUUGUGAAAGCAGCCGAGAUAGCGAGGAAAAAAGGAGUCAUUCUGUUUGCCAUUGGUGUCGGUUCAGCGACGGAAGGAGCUGAACUGAGGGACAUUGCCAACAAGCCGUCCUCUACCUAUGUCUUCUCUGUUGAGGACUACAAAGCCAUCUCCAGGAUCAUACAAGUCAUACGGCAGAAGCUGUGUGAAGAAACUGUCUGUCCAGCCAAGAUUCCUGUCGAUUCCCGAGAUGAGAAGGGCUUUGAUAUUCUGUUACACUUAAACUUGGCUAAAAAAGCAAAAAAGACACAAGGAACGUUUUCCGGCACGAAGGCCUACGAAGUCACAUCUCAUGUUGACCUGAGUGCAACGACAAGAACCCUUUUCCCGGACGGCCUGCCGCCAUCGUACGUGUUUGUGGCGACGCUGAGGUACAAAGGCUCGGUGCUGAUCGAGGAGUGGGACCUGUGGAGAAUACAGACUCGCGACGGGAAGCCUCAGAUGGCGGUGACUCUAAACGGCGUGGACCGCACUGUCAGGUUCACCACCACCAGCGAGGCACCGAGCGGAACUCAGACGGUCACGUUCUCACCACAGACGGCGAGGAUGCUGUUCGAUGAGAAAUGGCACCAGCUGCGGCUGCUUGUCACUGAAGAGGAUGUGACCCUGUACGUUGACGAUCUGGAGAUCGAAACUUUGCCACUGGAGCCUCCUGUCGGCAUUUUCAUCAAUGGAAAAACUCAAGUGGGAAAGUAUGUCACAAAGGAAACUACGGUGCCGUUUGAAAUUCAGAAGCUGCGCAUUUACUGCGACCCUGAGCAGAACAACCGCGAGACUGCGUGUGAAAUACCUGGAGUCUGCUCCAACAGUCCUGAUGAUGCUGAGCCGCCACAGGAACCUUGCGGUUGCCCUCCUGGACCACCUGGACUUCCAGGAAUGAAGGGAGAAGCAGGAAGUUCGGGCAUACCUGGGCAGCCUGGACCUGCUGGUGCUGAUGGUAAGCCUGGGAUCCCCGGCAUUAGAGGAAGUCCAGGCCUUCCAGGUCCACCAGGGGCAGAGGGGCCACGCGGACCACACGGCUACAAGGGCGAACAAGGACGGCCUGGUGUUUCGGGUGAGAUGGGUAUACCCGGAUUACCAGGACCAGCUGGACAACCAGGAGAGAAGGGUUCCAUGGGAUUGCCAGGAAUUGCUGGGUUAGCUGGAAAAGCUGGUCCAGUGGGAGAAAAGGGAAGCGCUGGACCUCCGGGGCCUCCUGGGUACCCGGGAGAACCUGGUCUGUCUGGCAGGGACGGAAAGCCGGGUUUUCCUGGGAGUCCCGGUCAAAAGGGAGAAGCCGGAGCCAGUGGUAUUCCUGGAGCAGAUGGAAGACAAGGCCAUCCUGGCAUGCCCGGUUUGCCAGGGACUGCAGGACUAAAUGGGCCAAAGGGAGAAGCCGGUGAGCCUGGAUUGAGGGGAUUCAAAGGAUCAACAGGACCACCUGGUGAAGUGGGUUUACCUGGCGCACCUGGGAUGAAAGGACCGACUGGACUCAAGGGAAAGAAGGGUGAAAGUGGAAGUCCGGGAAUACAAGGAACACCAGGACCGGCGGGAAGUGCAGGCGAGCCGGGACAAGCAGGUCAACCGGGGCAUCCGGGCAUGCCGGGCCUGAAGGGAAGCAAGGGGCAAAAGGGAAACCUGGGAGAAAAAGGAGAAAUAGGACUGAAGGGGGACAGAGGAGAACAGGGACGGCCCGGAGUUCCUGGGUCUGCUGGUCCAGUGGGACUGAACGGGGAGAAAGGGACAGCAGGGGACCCGGGGCAGAGAGGUCAGGAAGGUCAAGCGGGCCAUCCCGGACAGCCAGGACAGUCGGGCCCGCCGGGUCCCAGAGGGCAGCCGGGGGACACCGGCCCCCCGGGACCACCUGGACCUCAAGGAAGAUCAGCGAGUGAAACGUCCGACAGCCACAUCCGGCAGAUCUGCAGGGAGAUCCUCCAGGCCGAGCUGCCCUCGUUGUUGCUGAGCAACCAGCGGAGCAGCUGCAGCAGGUGUCAGAGCCGUCCUGGAUCUCCUGGUCCGCCUGGUCCGACUGGGCCCCAGGGACUGAGAGGCCUUCCUGGACUGAGCGGCUCCACCGGACAGCCGGGCCACCCGGGCCGGCCCGGUCAUCCCGGGCCUUAUGGGCUCAAAGGAGAACCAGGUCUGAGAGGUGAGAAGGGGAACCCUGGAAGAACCACGUCCGGAGACCAAGGGCCGCCUGGACCUCCAGGUCCGAUGGGUCCUCAGGGGUACAGCAAGCCAGGCCCUCCAGGGAAGCCUGGAUCCCCUGGUAUUAACGGAGCGGAGGGCAAAAGUGGGAAUCCCGGCAUCCCCGGCCAGCCCGGAGUGUGCGACCCAUCCAUGUGCUACGGUGGCAUGAUGAGGCGGGAUCCCUACAGCAAGGGUCCGAGCUAUUGACGAAACGCAGCCGAGAACAAACAGCCAUUCUCAGGAAGAUCUCACCUGUACAGAGCCUCUCUGUCACGCAAACAAAAUGUACCUCUUCUGACCGUUGAGAUGAUCUCUGUCAGCACCGCCGCUCCUCCGGCGGCGUUUUGUAUUAUAUUUCACAUGUCUUUCAGUCCUCUCUGAGGUUUUAAUGGUGUUUGAAGAAUAAGAAUCCUCAGCAGUGAAUACCUCUGAGCUCCUUGAACUGAUGUCCGUGUGGCUGGUACACUCUCUCACAUUGCCCCCUGGUGUCACUUCACUGCACCGAACGCUCUAAAUUUGCUGAAUUUCUGGAUACUGUAAACAUUUAGGAACAUAAACUGCAUGUUUGGUGAACUGUUGUGCAAAAAGAGAAGAAAAAAAACCUUUUCUCCAGCUGAUGAGGAGCCUGUCCAUUCAUCUGUUAAAAACCUGUUUCUGCAUUUAAUAUUGUGUAUUAUGCAAAAGAAGUUAAUAUGUUCUGCUUUUUAUCACAGUGUCCAUCCAUUCACUUGACAUUUUAUUUUAUGAUUAGGUUGUAAAAUGUUUAAAAAUCAGCUGUGUAAAACAUGCCGACAUUUUACUUUAGUAGCAUUUCUUUUUGGCAUUUAUGUCCCUCAGUCUUGCCUUUUAUUACUGUAGCAGGUAUUUUAUUGUUAUUUAUAAAAGAGUCAUAACUGUGUAUGUCAGCAGCGACAUGUCUUAUAUGGCUUUUGUAAUUUUAUUUUGUCUUUUUUUUUUUAUUGUUACGGUGAUUUUUUGUAUGAUUCUUUUUUUUUUCAG